Lactuca saligna is the source of this 1608-nucleotide messenger RNA. NCBI's taxonomy places the organism in Eukaryota, Viridiplantae, Streptophyta, Magnoliopsida, Asterales, Asteraceae. The record is from the annotation of a GenBank genome assembly.
CAAAAAACAAAUCUUGCGACACCGCAUUUUUCGGAUAGUCAACUUCAUUUAAUAAACAUUGAAGCCUUAAAUCAUGAUUAGCAAAAUAAGUUAGUUAGAUGGAGAUGGAGCGAGUGUCCAGAUCAACUCCAUUCAUAACCAUAACCUGCUGCUUACUGCUAAUCCCUCUUACAUAUGCUGCCUUUUUAGCAGUAUACAAAACACCAUCCCAACAAUGGACAGGGACAGGGACAGGGACGCCAUGGUUUUCAAAAUCUCCAGAAAACAGAGGACAGGAUGAUUCUCUAAAGUUUCUUUUGGAGAGACUUGUUACAGGGGGCGAUCGAGAAAAGCUUAAAGCGAGUGGCUUUGCAUGUGAUGUUGCACCUCACUCGGUUGUUUGCGUGUCAAAUCAGCAAGUUAAAAUUGAAACUGGGAAUUUGAAAGUUCAUGUUCCGAUUUCAUCCUAUAAUCAAACCGAGACCGAGACCAUGGUCCAGCCGUAUGCAAGGCAAGAAGAUAAAGCUCUUAUGAAAUGGAUAACACCUGUUCAUGUACUUUUACAGAAGAUGAAAACUACAACACCUGUAAAUUGUAAUUAUACCCACAACGUCCCUGUUAUCGUAUUCUCAUCUGGCCUAAUUGGAAACCUAUUCCAUGAAAUCAGCGAAAUCGUGAUCCCACUUUUCAUCACAGCUCGCCAUUUUGGAUCUGGUGUACAGUUCAUGGUUACCGAUUACCAGCCUUGGUUUGCCCUAAAAUAUAACCGUAUUCUCACGCAAUUGUCCCGUUAUCAAGUUAUAGAUACGACUUCGAAUGCAAGUGAUCACUGUUUUCCAGGAGCAGUGGUUGGGCUGAAAUAUCAUGGGAAUCUCGCGUUGAAUCCUGAUUCCAUUCCAGGAGGCCACACCAUGCUAGAAUUCAAGGAGUUUCUCAGACAAACAUACGGUCUGAAGAUCAAAAACGCAAAAGAGAUAGACAAGCCGACCUUGCUCCUCGUUUCCAGAAAGAAGUCAAGGACGUUUGAAAAUGAAGAUGAGAUGGUUGAAAUGAUGGAAGAGAUUGGGUUCCAAGUGGUGGUUAUCAGAAAGACAAAAGAGAUGAUGAAUUUGGAUGAGUUUUCGAAGGUGGUGAAUUCCUGCAAUGUUAUGGUUGGUGCACAUGGUGCUGGCCUAACAAACAUGGUUUUCUUACCUCAAGGGGCUGUGCUUGUCCAGGUUGUACCUUACGCAUUGACAUGGGCCUCUGAAACAUAUUUUGGCCACCCAACAAUGGCGAUGGGGUUGAAGUAUUUGGAGUACAAAGUUGUUGCUGAUGAGAGCUCCUUGAUACGCUCAUAUGGACCAAAUGAUCCUGUGAUUGCUGAUCCGGAUUCUUUAUUUUCCAGAGGUUAUGAAGCUGUAAGGGCUAUUUACGUGGAUGGCCAGAAUAUGACGAUUGAUCUUUCAAGGUUUAGAGCCACCAUUGUUGAAGCACUUAUGCAUCUUCAGCACCCAUCUCCUCCAAAUUGAUGGAAGAAAUCAUAAGGGGAAUAUUCACUUGUUGGCUUUUGUAACAAUCAAAAGAUAUAAAUGUUAGAUACUUUAGAAUCAAAACAAACAGAAAAGAUGAGCACAACAUAUUAAAUGG